Messenger RNA from Brassica napus (rape), 999 nucleotides. RefSeq lists its product as uncharacterized. The record is from RefSeq and is a predicted model, not a curated record. NCBI's taxonomy places the organism in Eukaryota, Viridiplantae, Streptophyta, Magnoliopsida, Brassicales, Brassicaceae. The transcript has a single exon. The coding region runs from base 1 to 999 and encodes 332 amino acids.
AUGAGAACUCGAGUCAUUCAGAGGCGAUACUGGCAUAUUGCAGAUAUUCCACUGGUGGUCAACGAGUGGUCCCCGGAAUCGGCUCUUCAGCCACCGGACCUGUCGGCUAUGCCCAUUUGGAUUGACCUUAAGGGUGUGCCGAGUAUGCUUUUCUCUCAGAAGGCAUUGAAAUGUUUAAGUCGAGCUGCAGGCAAAUUUGUCAAACUUCACCCUAGUACAGAAAAAUGUUUGCGGCUUGACGUGGCUCGAGUACUUGUUGAGGUUGAUCUCCAUAAGCCACUGGUGGAGAGGAUCAGCUUUGCGGAUAAGAAUGGUGUGCAAGUGCUGAUUGACGUAUGCUACCCCUGGUUGCCUCCGAAAUGCAGUAUUUGCAAUGCUUGGGGCCAUAAGGGAGCGGCAUGUAAUUCAAGGAAGAUUAAGGUUCUCCAAAAGGAAAAGGAGAUAGUGGGAUUGGUCCCGGAGACUGAGGUUAACGGCGAUGUGCAGGACAGGUAUGCGAUCACACCAAACAAAAAUGCUGUUAGUGAUUUGCUCCACGAGCUAGAGGCUAUGCCACCAGCAUUGGAAAGCAAUGAGGUGGAAGUUAAGUCAAACGAUAAGUUUGAGGUUGGCGGUUCUUCAAGUUCAAAUGUCCUGAAGCUAGAUUGGAUCCUUACAGGCAGGAAGUCUUCUCCACAUGAUAGGGAGAGGGUCACAGGUCCAAAAGAAGUUGAUCAAAGGGAGGGGGAUAUGGUGAUCUCACCUUCGAGAUUCAGUGUUCUAGCGACGGAGGAUACUGAGGAGAGAGAUGGGGAUGGAGAUGAUGACCCUGACGACAUAGAGGAGGGACAGGUGAUAUCUGAGGUACAGGAUACGGAUUCAAAGAAAGAUACAGCCAAGAACGUGAAGUUUCGGGCAGGAACGAGUCUCAAGCUCAGUAAACAACUACAAGGGCGUGGGAAGGAGAUGAAAGGAGUAAGGACACGAUCCACCAAAAAAGCUUCCACUCGGAAGUUAUGA